CACCCAAUACGUAAUCCUCUCCCAGGUUUUGUCUCUUCAUCCCUCUUUUUCACCUCUUUUUGUCGUGUUCUUUCUCUUGUUGGUUCAACUUGACGUCAAUUCGUCCUCCACUUCAAGGCCUCAAUUCUGCUUAGAGGCCUCUGUGAUUCAUUUUUGUGUGAGAGAAACAAUGGCAGUGACCGUCAAUGCUGCAGUAUCUCUCCCAUCUUCCAAGUCAUCUUCUCUUUCAUUUAAAAGCUCUAUCACUACCCCUGAAAGAAUCAACUUCAACAAGAGUGUAUGGUACUCCAAGAAUGUCAGCGCUGGUGGAAAUGUGGUUUCCGUUGAAGCUCAGAUCACUACGGAGUCUCCAGCAAAAGUAGCAAAAGUUUCCAAGAAAGCUGACGAAGGUGUUGUUGUUAACAAGUUCGAGCCAAAGAAUCCUUGCAUUGGAAGGUAACUUCUGAACACCAAAAUUAGUCUGAUACUGAUGAGCUUGUAAUUGCAGGUUUCCUUGUGUGUCAAAAGUCUUGUUUACACCAACGAACAAGGAGAGAUAGUCAAAGGAGUUUGCUCAAAUUUCCUGUGUGACUUGGAGCCUGGUGCUGAUGUGACGAUCACUGGACCUGUUGGGAAAGAGAUGCUUAUGCCAAAAGAUCCAAAUGCCACCAUCAUAAUGUUUGCAACUGGAAUUGGAAUUGCUCCUUUCCGUUCAUUCUUAUGGAAGGUGUUCUUUGAGAAGCAUGAUGACUACAAGUUUAAUGGGUUGGCUUGGCUCUUCUUGGGUGUACCCACAAGUAGCUCACUGCUCUACAAGGACGAAUUUGAGAAGAUGAAGGAGAAGACACCAGAUAACUUCAGGGUGGAUUACGCGGUGAGUAGAGCAACGAAUGACAAGGGUGAGAAGAUGUAUAUUCAGACCGGGAUGGCCCAGUAUGCUGAAAAGCUAUGGGAAUUGCUCAAGAAAGAUAACACCUAUGUCUACAUGUGCGGGCUCAAGGGUAUGGAGAAGGGAAUUGAUGAAAUCAUGACUUCUUUGGCUGCCAAAGAUGGUAUUGAUUGGCUUGAAUACAUGAGACAACUAAAGAAAGCAGAACAAUGGAACGUUGAGGUCUACUGAUCUUGGCUGCAUUAUAUUUCUACAGAGGAUUUUGCCAUUCUGUCAACACUUCCUCUGCUCCUGCACUACUUCGCACCAUAUAUUUGAUAUAGACGUUGAAUUCUUAGCCCAACUCAUGUAUUCUUUCCUCAAGACAGGUUGUAUAGUGCAAAUUUGAAGGAGAUAACUCCUUUCAACUGUAUCUUGUAAUUUUGCAUUUUCUAAUCAUUUGUGUUACUUAGUCUACACUUUCUGGUCAUCAUCUGAAGUGACGAGAAGCUCAUUCUUCUCACAUUCAA
Messenger RNA from Theobroma umbraticum, 1377 nucleotides. It is a transcript of the gene FNR2, whose product is annotated as ferredoxin-NADP[+]-oxidoreductase 2. The record is from RefSeq and is a predicted model, not a curated record. NCBI's taxonomy places the organism in Eukaryota, Viridiplantae, Streptophyta, Magnoliopsida, Malvales, Malvaceae. Gene Ontology annotation, molecular function: oxidoreductase activity.